UUAUUACUAGCACUUCAAAUAAUUUUUAUAUUUUAUAUCCAAAUUUAUUGUGAUAUUAUAGUAGUUUUAAAUUAAUUGUGUUUUCUACUCUGUUUUAAUUCAGAAUAAAAUCAAAAAACAACGAGACAGCAUAUUUUACAGCAAAAACACUUGACACUGAGCAGCCUGAAACGAGAAAUGUCCAAUGCAUCGUAGACGGGGAAAAAUAAAAUCCAAGGACCUCAAUGGCUGAACGCCUCAGUCCUCGAAGCUCUGAGUUAAAUGCCUUGGAACAAAGAGGGUACUUCAUCGGGAAAAAAAUUGGCCAAGGUUCAUACGCCACAGUUCAUCUAGCCGAAUAUUGCGAUGCUUCCAGUCCUAAGCGUAUGAACUUAGCUUGCAAAAUAUUCGACAAAGAAAAAGCUCCGAGGGACUUUUUACAAAAAUUUUUUCCUCGUGAAUUAGACAUACUGACCAAAAUUGAAAAUCCCCACAUAAUUCAAAUACAUAGUAUUCUGCAAAGGGGACCCAGAGUGUUCAUAUUCAUGCGCUAUGCGGAUAAUGGAGAUUUAUUGGAUUACAUUAAGCGACAUGGAGCGAUAGCAGAAAAUAUGACCAAGCUUUGGUUUCGACAGAUGGCAAGUGGGCUGCAAUAUCUUCAUAACAAGAAUAUUGCUCACCGUGAUCUUAAGUGUGAAAACAUACUGCUAUCGAGGCGUUUCAACGUGAAACUGGCUGAUUUCGGAUUUGCUAGAUUUUGUACUGAUGGCGAAAAAAGAGUCUUAAGUCAAACCUACUGUGGCUCGGCCGCUUACGCUGCACCCGAAGUGGUGAGUGGUACACCUUACAAUCCUAAGCUCGCAGACGUGUGGUCCCUUGGCAUUAUUUUAUUUAUAAUGCUAAAUGCGUCCAUGCCUUUCGAUGAUUCCGAUCUUCGCAAACUAUUAAAGAACCAAAUGUCCCGCAACUGGACUUUCAGAACUAGGAUACGGGAUUCAGUGUCACCGAUGGCAAAAUCUAUCGUCCGCCACAUUCUGGAGCCUGACAUAACUUUACGAUUAACUCUAGACCGUGUUUUGUCCCACGAAUGGACUCGCUCUCGGAAAGACAAGAGCUCAAGCUUAAUGGGUAGAUUGGCGCAGUCGAGUGCUACGCCCCCCGGUAAAUUUGAUGAAGCUGGACCCUCGGCUGCGACCCGAGUUUCUGGAGACCAUCGGGAUACGGGACGGGAUCGGCACGAUGACAUACGCAUGCGUUCUCAUGAUUAACUCUACCAACUUAUUAGACUAUCAUAAUGUACAGUUUUUGAAUAACACAAUCUGCGUAUUGAUUUUUAUUUUAUAUACGGCGAUAUUAUUAUUAU
Molecule: messenger RNA, 1342 nt
Organism: Aricia agestis (brown argus)
Lineage: Eukaryota; Metazoa; Arthropoda; Insecta; Lepidoptera; Lycaenidae
Gene: Tssk
Product: testis-specific serine/threonine-protein kinase 2
Exons: 1
Coding region: 225-1247 (340 amino acids)
Biological process (GO): intracellular signal transduction; protein phosphorylation; cellular response to glucose starvation
Molecular function (GO): protein serine/threonine kinase activity; ATP binding
Source: RefSeq, a predicted model, not a curated record